Molecule: messenger RNA, 838 nt
Organism: Elaeis guineensis (African oil palm)
Lineage: Eukaryota; Viridiplantae; Streptophyta; Magnoliopsida; Arecales; Arecaceae
Product: large ribosomal subunit protein eL32z
Biological process (GO): translation
Cellular component (GO): cytosolic large ribosomal subunit; ribosome
Molecular function (GO): structural constituent of ribosome
Source: RefSeq, a predicted model, not a curated record
GCAAGAGGAUUGGGUUGGGUGGAUUCGGGUUGAGCCCGACGCUAAUCGCAGCGCGCCCCGCCGCCCCUCCGCGAUCGCACCAAAAACCCUAGCAUUUCCGCCGCAUUAUAUAGAGUUGCCGCCGACGCCGCAACUCUCCCCCCCUCGUCUCUCUCUUUUCUGGGGUCAGGGUUUUCGCCUCGAUCGGAAGACAUGGCGGUUCCGUUGCUUGCGAAGAAGAUCGUUAAGAAGCGUGUCAAGAAGUUUAAGAGGGCCCAGAGUGACCGCAAGAUUUGCGUCAAGCCAAACUGGCGUAGGCCCAAGGGUAUUGAUUCCCGUGUGAGAAGGAAGUUCAAGGGAUGUACUUUGAUGCCCAAUAUUGGUUAUGGAUCUGACAAGAAGACCCGGCAUUAUCUGCCCAACCGUUUCAAGAAGUUUGUGGUUCACAAUGUCUCUGAGUUAGAGUUGCUUAUGAUGCACAACAGGACUUACUGUGCUGAAAUUGCACACGAUGUCUCUACAAGAAAGCGCAAGGAGAUCGUAGAGAGAGCUGCACAACUUGACAUUGUUGUCACGAACAAGCUUGCGAGGCUACGCAGCCAGGAGGAUGAGUGACCUAGUUUUAGAAACCAGCACUUUUUAUGGUUAUCCAUUAUUUUGGUUUUGGUUUUCAUUCUGUUGGGUUCUAUCCUCUAGGCAACAGAUCGUUUUGAUGUUGACCUGUUUUCAAUGAUGACCGAACAUCAUUGCUCACCAAUAGCUGAUUGUUGCUCUCACUUCUAUAUUUAUGCACUCUUUUAUAACCAUUGUUGAUGUUGAUAAUUAGGUUGGAAGCUGUUUGGAGUUCUGCGCAUGAUCA